Panicum hallii is the source of this 2868-nucleotide messenger RNA. RefSeq names its product plasma membrane ATPase-like. Gene Ontology annotation, biological process: regulation of intracellular pH; proton export across plasma membrane. The transcript is spliced from 13 exons. Gene Ontology annotation, molecular function: P-type proton-exporting transporter activity; ATP hydrolysis activity; ATP binding. Bases 1 to 2868 code for a protein of 955 amino acids. Gene Ontology annotation, cellular component: plasma membrane. The record is from RefSeq and is a predicted model, not a curated record. NCBI's taxonomy places the organism in Eukaryota, Viridiplantae, Streptophyta, Magnoliopsida, Poales, Poaceae.
AUGGCGGCCGCCAUGGACGAGGGCCUCGACGAGAUCAAGCAUGAGUCCAUCGAUCUGGAGAACAUCCCGGUGGAGGAGGUCUUCGUCAAACUCAAGUGCAGCAGCAAAGGCCUCGCUACAUCGGAUGCCCAGGCACGCAUCGCCAUGUUUGGCCCCAACAAAUUGGAAGAAAAGAAGGAGAGCAAGGUGCUCAAGUUCCUAGGGUUCAUGUGGAACCCGCUGUCGUGGGUGAUGGAGUGUGCCGCACUCAUCGCCAUCGUGCUCGCCAAUGGCGACCACAGGCCACCGGACUGGCAAGAUUUCGUCGGCAUCGUCGUGCUCCUCUUCCUCAACUCCACCAUCUCGUUCUUAGAAGAGAACAACGCCGGGAGCGCUGCCAAGGAGCUCAUGGCCAACCUCGCGCCCAGGACAAAGGUGCUCCGCGACGGCCGCUGGAGCGACGAGGACGCGGCGAUCCUCGUCCCCGGGGACAUCAUAAGCAUCAAGCUCGGCGACAUCGUCCCCGCCGACGCGCGCCUGCUCCAGGGAGAUCCGCUCAAGAUCGACCAGUCGGCUCUCACCGGCGAGUGCCUCCCGGUCACGAAGAACCCCGGCAGCAGCGUCUACUCGGGCUCCACGUGCAAACAGGGCGAGAUCGAGGCCGUCGUCAUCGCCACGGGCGUGCACACGUUCUUCGGCAAGGCAGCGCACCUAGUCGACAGCACCAACCAGGUCGGCCACUUCCAGAAGGUGCUCGAGUCCAUCGGCAACUUCUGCAUCGCCUCCAUCGCCGUCGGCAUCAUCAUCGAGGUCCUCGUCAUGUACCCAGUCCAGCACCGCCGGUACCGCGAUGGCAUCGACAACCUCCUCGUACUUCUUAUCGGCGGCAUCCCCAUCGCCAUGCCCACCGUGCUUUCGGUCACGAUGGCCAUCGGCUCGCACCGCCUGUCCAAGCAGGGCGCCAUCACCAAGCGCAUGACAGCCAUCGAAGAGAUGGCCGGCAUGGACGUGCUCUGCAGCGACAAGACCGGCACGCUCACCCUCAACAAGCUCAGCGUCGACCGCAGCCUUGUCGAGAUCUUUGCCCCGGGCGUUGAGAAGGACGAUGUCGUCUUGUUCGCCGCCAGGGCAUCCAGGGUGGAGAACCAGGACGCCAUCGACGCCGCCAUGGUCGGCAUGCUGAGUGAUCCCAAGGAGGCCAGGGACGGCAUCGAGGAGGUUCACUUCCUCCCCUUCAACCCCGUCGACAAGCGCACGGCCCUCACCUACAUUGACCUCGCCGACGGCAGCUGGCACCGUGUCAGCAAGGGCGCUCCCGAGCAGAUCUUGGACCUCUGCAACUGUGGAAACAACGUCAGGAACCUGGUUCACACUGUGAUCGACAAGUACGCCGAGCGUGGCCUUCGAUCUCUUGCAGUUGCAAGACAGGUAGUCCCGGAGAAGAGCAAAGAAAGCCCUGGAGAGCCUUGGGAGUUCGUCGGACUGCUCCCUCUGCUUGACCCACCCCGAUCAGACAGCGCUGACACCAUCACGCGUGCUCUCAACCUCGGCGUCAACGUGAAGAUGAUCACUGGUGAUCAGCUUGCCAUUGCCAAGGAGACCGGGAGACGGCUAGGGAUGGGCACUAACAUGUACCCGUCGUCAGCUCUGCUUGGGCAGAACAAAGAUGAGGCCACUGCUUCAAUCCCAGUGGAGGAAUUGAUCGAGAAGGCUGACGGCUUUGCCGGUGUCUUCCCAGAGCACAAGUAUGAGAUCGUUAAGAAGCUGCAGGAGAUGAAACACAUCUGUGGAAUGACUGGAGAUGGCGUGAACGACGCACCUGCGUUGAAGAAGGCGGAUAUCGGAAUUGCCGUGGCUGGUGCUACUGAUGCAGCAAGGAGUGCCUCUGACAUUGUGCUUACUCUAGAAGGACUCAGUGUCAUCAUCAGCGCCGUGCUUACAAGCCGUGCCAUCUUCCAGAGGAUGAAGAAUUACACUAUAUAUGCAGUGUCGAUUACAAUUCGUAUUGUGCUUGGAUUCAUGCUGAUUGCGCUUAUCUGGAAAUUUGAUUUCUCACCUUUCAUGAUUCUGGUCAUUGCCAUUCUGAACGAUGGCACAAUCAUGACUAUCGCAAAGGACAGGGUAAAACCUUCCCCACACCCUGAUAGCUGGAAGCUGAAUGAGAUAUUUGCCACCGGCAUUGUGUACGGAACCUACAUGGCCGUCAUGACUGUCAUCUUCUUCUGGGCCAUGAAGAGUACUGACUUCUUCUCGAACACGUUCCGCGUGAGAUCGCUGAGGGGCAGCGACGAGGAGAUGAUGUCGGCCCUGUACCUGCAAGUGAGCAUCAUCAGCCAGGCCCUCAUCUUCGUGACGCGGUCGCGCAGCUGGUGCUUCGUCGACCGCCCCGGCUACAUGCUGUGCGCGGCCUUCGUCAUCGCGCAGAUUGUCGCCACCCUCAUUGCCGUGUACGCCAGCUUCGGGUUCGCCAAGAUCCAGGCCAUCGGGUGGGGUUGGGCCGGGGUGAUCUGGCUCUACAGCCUCGUCACCUUCGUGCCCCUCGACCUGUUCAAGUUCGCCAUCCGCUACGUGCUCAGCGGCAGGGCCUGGGACAACGUCCAGAACAAGACGGCCUUCACCACGAAGAAGGACUACGGCCGGGAGGAGCGCGAGGCGCAGUGGGCGACGACGCAGCGCAGCCUGCACGGCCUGCCGGCGCCCGAGUCGGAGCAGCCCGGCAGGAGCAGCAGCAGCUACGCGGAGCUCUCGGAGAUCGCCGAGCAGGCCAGGCGGCGAGCGGAGGUGGCCAGGUUCCGCGAGACGAGCACGCUGAGGGGCCACCUCGAGUCGUCGGCGAAGCUCAGGGGCAUCGACAUCUCGGCGGUCAAGUCGCCGUACUACACCAUGUAA